AUGCAUCUCUUUCACGCACUGACGACUUUGCUCUGUUGUUCUUCUUUGGCACAUGCUUUUGUUCUCGAACAGAGAGCAUGCGUUUCUUCUGAUGUUGCUCUAGUCAAACAGCAGGUUCAACAUCCUAACUACUUCUGCACGUGGUUUCUAAGCGAGACUCGUUCGCCACUCCCAGGUCUUGGUCCAGACGCAUUGUUAGGUGCAUGCAAAUGUGUCAUUAAUGCUGCUCCCGCGGGGACUUGGUCAACGGCAACAGACGCGAUAUACAAAUCCGCAAGAUCGCAGAGUUUCGUGCCUGGGGGAUGUCCCGCUGCAGCUUCAGACUUCAUCAAGAAUGAGUUUGAAAAUGUCGCUGCUUUCUGUACCUUCUGGCAAUAUGCGUAA
Messenger RNA from Aureobasidium vineae, 384 nucleotides. NCBI's taxonomy places the organism in Eukaryota, Fungi, Ascomycota, Dothideomycetes, Dothideales, Saccotheciaceae. The record is from the annotation of a GenBank genome assembly.